AUGAACUUCAGAAACCUUUUCCUGUCCUUCUUCUUGGUCCUGGCGGUCGGGUUCGCCCUCGUACACGCCGAAGAGGCCAAGCCUCGGGGCCCGAAGAUUACCAGUAAGGUUUACUUCGAUAUCGAGCAUGGCGAUAAGCCCUUGGGCAGAGUUGUCCUUGGUCUGUAUGGCAAGACUGUUCCCAAGACCGCUGAGAACUUCCGGGCUCUUGCUACCGGUGAGAAGGGCUUCGGUUAUGAGGGUUCUACUUUCCACCGUGUCAUCAAGGACUUCAUGAUUCAGGGUGGUGAUUUCACUCGCGGUGAUGGUACCGGAGGCAAGUCCAUCUAUGGCGAGAAGUUCGAGGAUGAGAACUUCAAGCUUAGGCACACUCGCAAGGGUCUUUUGAGCAUGGCCAACGCCGGCAAGGACACCAACGGAUCUCAGUUCUUCAUCACCACUGUCCCCACUCCUUGGCUCGACGGCCGUCACGUUGUCUUCGGCGAGGUGCUCGAAGGUUACGAAUUUGUCGCACAGAUUGAGAACGUGCCCAAGGGCCGCGGCGACAAGCCCGUGGAGACGGUCAAGAUCGUGAAGAGCGGCGAGCUGCCGGUGGAGGAGAAGGCCGAAGAGAAAGGUAGCAGCCACGAGGAGUUGUAGACUGGCCUUCCUGCGGUCUGCGCUUGCUUCUAGAAGAGUAAAGUCUGCGAUGUGCUGAUAUCUGCUGUGUAAAGAAGAAAUGAUCUCGGAGAUCCCGUCACAACCUUCGGCAACUCCUGUGGCUCCUGCGGUUGCCUCCCUCAUCACUUCUGACAGCUACCCUUAUAUUUACCCGAAAAUCGCGGCCCUCGCUCUUGUCGUUGGCCUGCUGCUGAUCUUGAUCAAGCGCAGCACCCCAGGACAGCGAGAGAAGGCUGAGAGAAGUGUUGUUUAAGAUCGAUGACGGACGCUCCGCCAUGCAGCAACGGAUUCGUACUCCAUAGCUUACUAUAAUCAUUCAAAAAACUAGUGCAACCAUGAUUCCAUCCCUC
Molecule: messenger RNA, 1010 nt
Organism: Aspergillus fijiensis CBS 313.89
Lineage: Eukaryota; Fungi; Ascomycota; Eurotiomycetes; Eurotiales; Aspergillaceae
Product: peptidylprolyl isomerase
Exons: 6
Coding region: 1-639 (212 amino acids)
Biological process (GO): protein peptidyl-prolyl isomerization; protein folding
Cellular component (GO): fungal-type vacuole; endoplasmic reticulum
Molecular function (GO): peptidyl-prolyl cis-trans isomerase activity
Source: RefSeq, a predicted model, not a curated record